Coffea eugenioides is the source of this 1104-nucleotide messenger RNA. RefSeq names its product WAT1-related protein At1g09380. The transcript has 7 exons. Gene Ontology annotation, cellular component: plasma membrane. The record is from RefSeq and is a predicted model, not a curated record. Gene Ontology annotation, molecular function: transmembrane transporter activity. Lineage: Eukaryota; Viridiplantae; Streptophyta; Magnoliopsida; Gentianales; Rubiaceae. The coding region runs from base 1 to 1104 and encodes 367 amino acids.
AUGGCUGGUGGUUUCUUGCCUUUCCUGACGAUGGUUAUUCUUCAGCUAGGCUAUGCUGGAAUGAACAUUGUAUCAAAACUUGCCAUGGAUUCAGGCAUGAACCCUUUUGUUCAUGUUGCUUACAGGCAACUCUUUGCUACCUUAUCCAUCGCCCCAUUUGCUUAUUUCUUGGAGAGGGAAACAAGACCCCGGUUAACAUUCUCGAUCAUUUUCCACAUUUUCAUGUGUUCUGUUUUUGGGGCAACCGUGAACCAAAUCACAUAUUUUGUGGGGCUAAAGAAUUCUACUCCAACUAUUGCUUGUGCCUUGUCAAACCUAAGCCCAGCAGUCACAUUUAUCCUGGCUGUGCCUUUAGGAUUAGAAGGUGCAGGACUGAGGGCUAAGGCAGGACAGGCCAAGGUAUUAGGGACUGUUGUAUGUGUUGGUGGUGCCAUUCUAUUGUCAUUUUACCACGGGCCAGUUGUCGGUGUGGGGCAGUCAAGAAUUCAUUGGAAAUUUGCGGACAACUUGAGGAAUAAAACUGUUAGCAACCAUGUAAAUUUUGUACUGGGGCCAUUUAUGCUGAUAGUUAGUUCUGUUUCCUGGGCAGUAUGGCUAAUUAUCCAAGCCAGGGUGGGCAAGAUGUAUGCUGCUCCCUAUUCUAGCUCAGCAUUGACAUGUUUCAUGGCCAGCAUCCAGUGUGCGAUUAUUGGCUUUUGUUUCGAUCACCACUUAUCUGCAUGGUCGUUAUAUCCUGCCAUCCGAGCAGUCUCAAGUAUCUAUGCGGGAAUUGUCUGUACCGCAUUAGCAUUUUGCCUCAUGUCAUGGUGCAUCGAACGAAAAGGACCCUUAUAUGUCUCGGUUUUCAGCCCUUUGCUGCUUGUCAUUGUGGCUAUUCUCAGUUGGGCAAUACUUCAGGAGAAACUAUACAUUGGAAUGGUAAUAGGAUCUACCCUGAUUGUUAUGGGACUUUACUGCGUCCUCUGGGGAAAGAAUGAAGAGAUGAAGCCAACUAAAACUCCUGAUCAGGAGGUAGAUUCUGGGAAGCAGUUUACCAUGGAGGAUUUGGAAUUACAAUUGUUCAAGAAGUCAAAUACUUCUGCAGGCACGAAUGGAGAGAAUUAG